AUGCAGACUACUUCUACAAAUUUUUGUGAAAGACUGUGCAAUAAGUCCAUCUGUGAAAUUUCCUUGUUACUAAAUAUUCCACAAUCAACUGUUAGUGAUAUUAUAACAAAGCGGAAGCAACUGGGAACAAGAGCAACUCAGCCACGAAGUGGUAGGCCACGUAAAAUGGCAGAGCGGGGUCAGAGCAUGCUGAAGCGCACAGUGCGCAGAAGUCACCAACUGUUUGCAGAGUCAAUAGCUAAAGACCUCCAAACUUCGUUUGGCUUUCAGAUUAGCACAACAGUGUGUAGAGAGCUUCAAAGAAUGGGUUUCCAUGGCCGAGCAGCUGCAUCCAAGCCUUAUAUCAGCAAGUGCAAUGCAAAGUGUCUGAUUAAGUGGUGUAAAGCACGCUGCCACUGGACUCUA
Molecule: messenger RNA, 405 nt
Organism: Staurois parvus
Lineage: Eukaryota; Metazoa; Chordata; Amphibia; Anura; Ranidae
Source: the annotation of a GenBank genome assembly